This is a messenger RNA of Plenodomus lingam JN3, 1827 nucleotides long. RefSeq lists its product as uncharacterized. Gene Ontology annotation, biological process: lipid metabolic process. The record is from RefSeq and is a predicted model, not a curated record. Gene Ontology annotation, molecular function: triacylglycerol lipase activity. NCBI's taxonomy places the organism in Eukaryota, Fungi, Ascomycota, Dothideomycetes, Pleosporales, Leptosphaeriaceae.
AUGGUCAAUGACUCCUGGGUGCGGAUCCUUGUGACACUCGUGUGGUUCCUCUCCGCCGGCAUCCAUCAACUUUGGUGUUGGCUGUGGUCCCCGAGCACGACUACGAAAUGUCUCGCAUCCAUGGCGUCUGCGCAAACUUACAAAGAGUGGCAGGAGGCUGCAAAUAUGCUGGACAAACACUUGGCUUAUGAUGCCUGGCGCCAGAGCAACUACAGCAAAUACUACGAUUACCGCAUGAUCCAAAGCCGACAUAACCUCUUGGUGGAUGCGCAAAAUGAUCCAGAAGGCAUUGAUAUUCAUACCCUCAUCAAUCUGGUUCAGACGGGUCUCAUACGCAACCUCGGUAACAUUGCAAACCCAAAGCUUUAUAAUCGUGCGUUUUACGGUACGAAGAGGAUCAUUGGUGAAUACAUGCUGCAAGUCAUCGGUGCUAUUAACAUCAUCGAAAAGUAUCCCACGUCGAAAAAUGGGUAUACGGACUCUCAAAAAGAGUCUACAAUAACCAGUUUCAAACGAUCGUUCGGCCAUUCCGCUCUUAUACUGCAAGGCGGGGCUAUGUUUGGACUAUGCCAUCUCGGCGUUGUUAAAGCACUACUGGAGCAGAAACUACUCCCCCGAUGUAUUGUAGGGACCUCUACAAGUGCUCUCGUCGCUGCAUUCGUGGGUGUCCACACUCGUGAAGAGCUCCCGGGGUGUUUGACUGGGAAGAACAUUGAUCUCACGGCGUUUACAAACCGACCCUAUAGGAAAGACACUGGUUAUCUGGGGCGCCUUGCAACGCUGGUUCGCCGUCUGAAAAGGUGGUGGCAUGUCGGCCACUUCCUCGAUCUUGAUGUCCUGGAGGAAAUGUUGAAGGCAAACCUGGGCAAUAUGACAUUUGACGAGGCUUUUUUGCGGACAGGGACGGUGCUGAACAUCAUCAUCACUGGCAGGAACGGACAACCUGUAGUGCUGAAUUACCUCACCGCUCCAUAUGUUUUCAUUUGGUCAGCAGCCCUCGCAUCCAAUGCCGCACCUUCCAAUAAAUUGGAUCGUCCGAUAACAGUCAUGUGCAAGAAUUAUAACGGGGCGGAGAUACCUUGGAUGCAUCCAAGCAUGUCAACGUUCCAACCUCCUGGAAGCCGACCGAAUCAUAAUGCUUCGCCCCUCAAUGAGAUCCGUGUACAAUUCAACGUCAACCAUUUCAUCAUCUCGCAAGCGCAGCCCUACAUUGCUCCACUGCUACGGACCGAUCUACACGAGCCAAACCCAAAGCAUCGUGGACUGUUGAAGGUUAGUGUGAUACUGGUACAAGAGUUCGCAAGGGAGAUGCAUCAUCGUCUACGGCACAAACCUCAAAGUGGCGGUAUAUUGUCCGGACUAGCCUGUCUGAUACUCGACGAAUUCGUCCCUGGACUGAAACUCACCCUCGUCCCCAAAUUCCAGCGCACCGACUUUCCGAAGCUCCUCGACCAUCCAACCCAAGAAGUCAUUGACUACUUCAUCCUCAAGGGCGAGCGAAGCGUCUGGCCCGCCGUCAAAGCCAUCAAAACCCGCUGUUGCAUCGAGAUGGAGCUGUUUGACGCGCUCGAACGUCUCAAGCGUCCCACGCCGCCACAGCCUGGCCAUGGCACAUCCACGGAAGCUCUAUCUAGCGACACUUCCCAAGAACCCCUGGGCUGGCACUUAAGCCAAGGUGGAGCUUCAUCCUCGUCGUCCCAAGGCAGGCUCUCGGGCCUGGCUUUGGCGGGUGCUAGUAUCUCAAGGCGAAGUGGUGAGGGUGCGGCGUCGCAGAUGAGUGCGGCGGAUCUGGAGACACAAAGGAAUCGAGCGCUGUAUGGAGAUUGA